GCGCUGGGCGCUUCAGUAGGCUGGCACUUCUUAUGCGAGCCAAUGCGAAGCGACUAUGUUGGACCUGACCUCAAGGCCGUUGAACGAUGUUCUUCGGGAAACUUUAAUCAAGCGGAAUGGAAGACAAUAAACUGAAUAAUCGAUCAGGCGCUUACAGUUUAAACUGCAUUAAACCGAUUCGGGGCGACACAGAUUUCGAAUUCUGGGUUUUAAUUAACAGCUUCUUGGAUGCGCACCUUUCUUGCCGUCUUUUGUUCGAAGCGACCGCCAGUUGGUCUCGAAACGCUCCAAGUCAAACAUCGGAAUUGGAUUACCUUUGGAUAUUAGAAACUUCUGAAUACCAUGUACAGAUCUUUGAUCUUAAGCCCUUGGCUUUGCUUAUGUGCCAUAGUAUUGAGCUUGAAUUUGGUUAACUCUACGCUGCUUUUUACCACCAACUCCGAGUAUGGGAUAUUCAUGGCCAUAUCAGUGCCCAUUGGCUUGCCACAUCGCAAUGUGUUUUUGUCUUACAAUUAUGAGUUUAAUUACUACCAACCGGAGCACGUGUACAAAUAUCCUCCGAUUUUGAUGGGUCAGGACUUUGAGGAAGGCUAUCUGACAUAUCCGACGACAGGACGUGAUUCCAAUGGCAGGCACUGCCAAAACUGUACGGAUUGGAAAAUCGGAGCAAAUAGCACUGGCUCAAAUAAUUCUUCAACCAAUGCUGCAUCGCGAGAAAAACGUGCUUUAACUCUAAUGAGUCGCUCUGUUUUUUAUGCCAUGUUAAGGGAUAAAUUAAGGAGGUCUGGUUUUUCUGCUGAAGCCUGUUUGCUGCGCUUAAUAUGUGAUACAAAUGCCUCUCAACUGGGCGAAGUAAAUGGCUUUUUGGGCAGCCUAGUUCACAUAAUAUUUAGUCCCAGUAGCUCCAAGGAUGAGCACCUGCCCCAUGAGUAUUACCAGGCCGAAUGGGAUGGACGGGUGCAUCAGGAUUGCUCUGCCUAUACCAAAACCUGUGAUGAAAACAUCUUGGACCUGAUUUCUGUGCCAUUGGAACAGGCUCUAAGCGAUAUUGUAAGCCGACGAAGAUGAAAAUAAAGUGGACUACCUGGGGGGAACCUAAAAGUAUCUUUCUGGGGGGUUUACCCAUCCAAUUAGCGGCCUCUCGCUUGGCAAGAGCCACGCACUUGCUGUUAGU
Molecule: messenger RNA, 1174 nt
Organism: Drosophila gunungcola (fruit fly)
Lineage: Eukaryota; Metazoa; Arthropoda; Insecta; Diptera; Drosophilidae
Exons: 5
Coding region: 343-1068 (241 amino acids)
Source: RefSeq, a predicted model, not a curated record